Molecule: messenger RNA, 2703 nt
Organism: Thrips palmi
Lineage: Eukaryota; Metazoa; Arthropoda; Insecta; Thysanoptera; Thripidae
Gene: stck
Product: LIM and senescent cell antigen-like-containing domain protein 1
Exons: 8
Coding region: 565-1947 (460 amino acids)
Biological process (GO): positive regulation of substrate adhesion-dependent cell spreading; positive regulation of integrin-mediated signaling pathway; cell-cell adhesion
Cellular component (GO): cell-cell junction; focal adhesion; cytoplasm
Source: RefSeq, a predicted model, not a curated record
UAAAUGAUCCUUGCAAUAAUUGUACGAUUGUAUUCAAAGCUAGUUUGCAUAUCAGCAUUGAGUCAAGUUUUACUCACACAAACUCAAACAUGAAAAUUCCUGUUAACUUAAGUUGCUUCUCAGCUUAGUUAAUGCUCGAUUUGUGCUCUUCUUCACUGAACCAAGUAAGGAGUAUCAAUACCACAUGUUGGAACUGUAGAUGUUCUUAUCAGUAUGCGGAGUUGAGAUAAGGAAUAAAGGUGUUCAUACACACCUACCACACAUACUCACACGCCAAAAAGAAAAAAGAAGGAAUAUAAAUUUUGUCCUCUGACAGCAUUUUCUUUUUCUUUAAAUAAUAUAAAGUUGAUAGUGGAUUUUUUUUGAGUGGACGUAUUCUUGGUGUGGCGUGCUGCUCCAGAUAAGACUGCUGACUGGAGCAUUUUGUGACUGAGCCAUGUCAGCUAAUCUCACAGCUGCCUGCCUUAGUCAGGCCACUGCCUUCUGAAUAGAACUGGUUGGAAUGCCGUCCCUCAAGCCAAGAGCAAGUUACUCUUCAAGACUCCUAAGUGAAAUUUAGUUAAAAUGUGGCAUCAUAAUUAUAAUACUGGUCCUCCUACCCCGGUUAGACCACUGGCACUGCAAUCAUUAGAUCAUAGCCAGCUAUAUCAAAGGCGUGUACUACAUUUAGAUCAGAAUGAGAGAAGUGAAGACUUAGACCUUAGCCCCACCACUGGAGACUAUGAAGAUUUAAGUGAGAAUGACUGGACAAGUGAUCAGUACUCAAACUCCUCUGCAAACUGGACACCUUCACCUCAAUCUAAACCCGAUAGAUUGCCUCCUAGGAAUGUUGCUCCAUCUUCGCGUGCUGCAUCUUCAAAUGCCAAUGCCAUAAUGCAAAAUUCUGUUUCUCUCCCUUUGCAUGCUAGCAAUGAUGUUGUUGGGGUAACAGGAAACAUGUCAUUAGGUAACAUGUUUUGCUCCCGCUGUGGGGAUGGCUUUGAGCCUCAUGAGAAAAUUGUGAACUCAAAUGGAGAAUUGUGGCACACACAAUGCUUUGUGUGUGCUCAAUGCUUUCGUCCCUUCCCUGAUGGUACCUUCUAUGAAUUUGAGGGGCGGAAGUACUGUGAGCAUGAUUUCCAUGUGCUUUUUGCUCCAUGUUGUGGUAAAUGUGGUGAAUUUGUAAUUGGUCGUGUAAUCAAGGCUAUGAAUGCCAAUUGGCAUCCUCGCUGCUUCCGUUGUGAAGAUUGCAGCAAGGAAUUGGCAGAUUUGGGUUUCAUUCGCAACCAGGGUAGAGCACUUUGUCAUGAAUGCAAUGCUCAGGCUAAAGCUGUUGGCCUUGGCAAAUAUAUUUGCCACAAGUGCCAUGGUGUCAUUGAUGAUAAACCGUUGCGGUUCCGAGGUGAGGUGUAUCACCCCUAUCACUUCAACUGUGCUUCUUGCAAAGUUGAACUGAACUCUGAUGCCAGGGAAGUCAAGAGCAGACCUGGAUUUACAUCCAACGAAAUGAAUGAGCUGUACUGUCUUCGGUGCCAUGAUAAGAUGGGGAUCCCCAUUUGUGGGGCAUGUCGCCGCCCCAUUGAAGAGAGAGUUGUCACUGCAUUGGGAAAACAUUGGCAUGUGGAGCAUUUUGUCUGCGCUAAAUGUGAAAAGCCAUUUUUGGGACACCGCCAUUAUGAAAAGAAGGGCUUGGCAUACUGUGAGACUCACUACCAUCAGCUGUUUGGAAAUCUUUGCUUUGUUUGUAACCAGGUCAUUGCUGGAGAUGUUUUUACUGCGCUUAACAAAGCCUGGUGCGUACAUCACUUUGCGUGCUCCGUUUGUGACCAAAAAAUGAACCAGAAGACGAAGUUCUAUGAAUGCGAUCUGAAGCCAGUUUGCAAGAAGUGCUAUGAAAAAUAUCCAGCAGAGUUGCGUCGACGAUUGAGAAAAACACAUGAAGCUACUCCCAAGAAAGCAGCUGUUUGAUUUUUAAAGAAAGAACCUUGAUCCCUGCUUUCCUUAAAAAGUUGGCAUUGAAUUAAGAAUGAUAUAUAUACUGGAACACAUUGAAGCUUCAUCCAGUUUUCUGUUGUUGCUUACUGUACCCUGUCUUCUCCUUUAUUUUGAGCAACAGUAACUUUGUAAUCAAUCAAGUAUUUAAAUUAAUAUAGCCAUUAGAUUUCGCCUAAUUGGAAAAGAAUUAAUAUUUAUGGGUAGACUGUUGACUCCAAUUCUAAAUAUAUAUUUUUUAUACCCUUGCUUUGCAACCAAUAGAGGUAAAGUAAAGUACUGUGUUCAGGACCACUUUUAUGGUGUUAUGCUUUACUUUUGCACAUGGAUAUCAAGCAAGAUAAGCAUUAUUUGCUUUUGUCUUAAUGUGACGUUUUGGCACAAAGUAUACUGUUGGUUUUUGUAGAGCAUAUAUUUAUUGACUAAAUUUAAUGUUACAUACUGUAUGUAGACACAUCUUUCCACGCUUGUUAGACAUAUUUUUGGAGAACAUUUUUGAGACUAACUAGUUUAGGUAGAUGUUCAGUCUAGUGAUUUAUUGACUAAGCCUGUUUCCUGUAACCCCAUUCAUUGUUGUAAUUUCACCUGCCAUUUUGUGACUUAUAACCUGAGUUGAAUGAACGAGACUAUUGGUAAUUGGUGGCAUACUAAAAGUAAUGAAGCUUUUGUUCGGUAGUAAUCAAUGUUAACAUUUAUUUUUGAUUUUCACUCGAAAUAAAAAUUAAUCCAAAA